Molecule: messenger RNA, 1720 nt
Organism: Rhodotorula graminis WP1
Lineage: Eukaryota; Fungi; Basidiomycota; Microbotryomycetes; Sporidiobolales; Sporidiobolaceae
Exons: 4
Coding region: 11-1720 (569 amino acids)
Biological process (GO): DNA repair
Molecular function (GO): protein serine/threonine kinase activity; protein binding
Source: RefSeq, a predicted model, not a curated record
CGACCUGCACAUGCGCCUCAAGCCGCUGCUCAACCACGUCCCGUCGUUCAAGUUCGUCUUCCUCGCGUACCAGCUGUCGGCGCGCCUGUCCAAGUCGGCCGACUCGCCGCCGUCGGCGUCCAACGUGCGCAGGCUCGUCCUGCGCCUGUGCGUCGAGCACGGCCUGCACGCCCUGUACCCGGUCCAAGCCCUGCGCGCGCCGCCGACGGGCAAGUCGUCGCGCAGGUCGUCGCAGAGCAGCCAGUCGAGCGGCGUCGGGUUCACGCAGGCGACGAACAACAGCCGCGCUCACGCCGCCGGCGACAUUGUCGAGAAGGUCAAGGCGAUCGGCGAGCUGCGGGCUCGAGUCGAGGCGGUCGAGCUCGCGUGCGAGGCGUACGCCGAGUGGGCGUCGUUCCCGCUCAAGUCGUCCAAGUCGGGCUACCUCGACAGCCGCGGCACGGUCCGCAAAGGCCCGCUGCCGAUCAAGAGCUCGAUGCGCAUCCUCACCAAAGUCCGCGACCUCCCGAUCCCGGUCACGACUUUUCACCUGCCCGUCGUCGCCAGCGGCCGGUACGACGACUUUGCGCGCCUGCACCACUACGAGCCGACGUUCGACAUGGCCGGCGGCAUCCACCUGCCCAAGAUCGUCGUCUGCGUCGACUCGAACGGCGACCGGCACAAGCAGCUCCUCAAGGGCGACGACGACAUCCGCCAAGACGCCGUCAUGGAGCAGGCGUUCGAGCUCGUCAACCGGCUGCUCGCUCGCGACGAGGGCGGCCGACGCCGCAACCUCAAGAUCCGCACGUACAAGGUCAUUCCGCUCCAGAACAGCAACGGCCUGAUCGAGUUUGUCGCCAAUACGGCGCCGCUCGGCAACUUUCUCGUCGGCCUGUACGAGCAGAUGGCCCCAGGCGUCCAGAAGCGCGCCCGCGAGCAGCUGCGCAUCAUCGAGGGCAAGCACAAGAACCACCCGGACCGGCGCGACGCCGACAAGGACAAGGCGUUCCGCAAGAUCCUCACCGAGACGCCGCCGCUCCUGCGGUACCUGUUCUGGCAGAAGCACAAGGUGCCGUCGCUGUGGUUCGACAUGCGCCUCAACUACUCGCGCAGCGUCGCGACGACGUCCAUCAUUGGCCACGUCGUCGGACUCGGCGACCGCCACGUGUCCAACAUCCUCAUGGACGAGGCGCGCGGCGAGCUCGUCCACAUCGACCUCGGCAUCGCCUUCGACCAGCGCCUCCCGAUCCCCGAGCUCGUGCCGUUCCGCCUGACGCAGAACCUCGUCGACGGGUUCGGCAUGAGCGGCGUCGACGGCGUGUUCCGCCGGUGCUGCGAGGAGACGCUGCGCGUCCUGCGCGAGCGGUCGAGCGUCAUCAUGACCAUCCUUGGCGUCUUCAAGCACGACCCGCUGCAGAACUGGUGCGCCCCUUGCUCUCUCUCUUUCCUGGACGAGCCCCUCCCUAACGCACGAGCCGGUGUGCUCGCUCGCAGGGCCGUCUCUGCCGAGAUGGCCAAGCGGAUCCAGGGCUCGGACGACGGCGACGCGCGCGCGCUCGACGAGCUGCCGGACGACGCCGACCGCGCGCUCGCCAUCGUGCGCGGCAAGCUCGACGACCGCUUGUCGGUUCAGUACACGGUCAACCAGCUCAUCCAGGAGGCGACCAACCCGAGCAACCUGGCGCGCAUCUUUUCCGGUGCGUCCCCACUCGCUCUCUCUCUCUCUCUCUCUCUGUCCUGA